AUGGUUUGCACCACCGACGAAGCAAGCUGCGGCGCCUCCGCCAUCUCCGCCGUGCAUCCCGACGUAAUCCAAACCCACAUCCUGACGCGACUCCACGGCCCGGCGCUGGCGUGCGUGGCCAGCACGUGCUCGGAACUCAACGCGCUCUCGGCGCACGAGCCGCUCUGGGCGGAGAUAUGCCGCGCCACGUGGCCUUCCACGAGCGCGCCACGCGUGCGCCACGUCAUCUCUACGUUCCCACGCGGCUCGCGCUCUUUCGUCUCCGACUCGCUGGCCUCGUUCUCGGCGCGCGGCUGGCGCGAGGCGAGCGCGGACCGCGCGCCGGAGCUGAUAUCGGCGGUGGAUGUUUUCUUCGAGGGGAGGGCGGUGCUGUCGAGGGUGGUGGAGACGGAGACGGAGUCCGGGUGGUUCCGGUGCUCGCCGUUUAGGGUGGACGUGCUGGAUCCGAAGGAGGCGGCGGCGACGGCGGUGGAGUAUCCGCGGAGCGAGGAGGAGUGCGCGGAGAUCGGGGAGAAGCUGAGGCUGAGCUGGAUAGUGGUGGAUCCUGAGGGGCGGCGCGCGGUGGAGGUGUCCGGAGGGAGAGCGGUGUCGGUGGAGCGGCACUGGCUGAGCGGGGAGGUGAGGGUGCGGUUGGCGACGGUGGUAGGCGGCGGGGAGAGGGGGUCGGCGACGGAGGCGGCGCUGUGCAGCGUGACGGUGACGUUCGGCGGUGAGAUGCAGGUGAGGGAAGCGUGUCUUGAGAUGGAGGACUUGGAUGGGAUGCAGCUUAAUGGGAAGGAGAGUUUGGGGAUUUUGCAGAGGGCGUUGGAGGGUAAAAGGGGAAAGUUGCUUUCUGAGGGUCACCACGGGAAUGAUAGAUUCGCGGAUUUCGUCUAUAGAAAAAUGGAGAGAAAGGAAAGGAAAGUGAGAGAUGAACGAAGGUUGGAUUUACUCUGCCUCUGUCUGGGUUUCGCUAUUUUGUCCUUUGCCGCUCUUUCCACUCUCUUUCUCUGA
Cajanus cajan (pigeon pea) is the source of this 993-nucleotide messenger RNA. Its product is annotated as F-box family protein. The record is from RefSeq and is a predicted model, not a curated record. Gene Ontology annotation, molecular function: protein binding. NCBI's taxonomy places the organism in Eukaryota, Viridiplantae, Streptophyta, Magnoliopsida, Fabales, Fabaceae.